AUGAGUAGCACCACGCUAACCGAAGCGCUGAAUCGCCUGAGCAGCUGCAAGGAGCCGGCGGAUCUCAUCUACAGCAGGGAUGCUGCACGUCUGCUGGGCAGUGCAGCUCUGCCACAAAGCGCGGCGCCGACUGUUUUACCACCACACGGGACCAGCCCUGUAGAUGACUACUCGGUGCUUCUCGCUCGCAGGAUAGGUACGAUGGUGGCACGCCUCGACGAGCUCUCGAGCCCCACCUCUCAGGUUAUCCUCACCCCACGAAUGAUGCUAUGUGAGUUGAUGGACAUUGUGCGUCAAGCCCUUUACGAUUCCCUCCCAGCGGAUAUGCAGAACGCCUCGCCGACUGACAAGGCGGCGGUGGUGAAGCAGUUUAACUCGUACGCCUCCUCGCGGCAAGUGCCGAUCGACUCUGCUGUUGAGGGACUCUACGCGGUUUCCUACGUGAGCGUGAAGCUGCGCAUCGAGCUGGUGGCGCUGCAGCUGCAGCGUCGCAUUCAGGAGGAACUCGCCAAGAAGCACACGAAGACCUCCGCGGCGAGUGUCGCGGCUCUUGUCGUAACACAAACGCUUUUGGAAGACUUUGUGGCGGUGUACAAUAACAUCAUGCUCACCGUGCCUAUCAUCAAGGCGGCAGUCCGCGAGAGUAACGCCGAGGAGGCAGCGCGGCGGCUGGCACCCGUCUACCCGCAGUACUACUACCAGCUCUGCGAUUGGGCGCUCGUCCUCGAGUCGACCGUGAGCUCGCCGCCGAUGUCCUACACGCAGGUGACGCGGGUGAAGAUCAACGAGCAGGAUGGCACCGCUGUCGUUGACUUGCACCGGCCUACGCCAGAGACGCCGUGGGGGUUGUUGCUCAACGAGCAGGGCGCGCUGGUGGACAUCGACGUGAGCCUGCGCGUCUUUGAGAAAGCGAGGAAGCUGCACGACCUGCUCCAGUCCACCCCGCAAGGUGCCUCCAUCGUGAUGAUUAAGGGUCGGUCGGUGGAACCUGUGGCGCACGGCGAUUACGCGGCCUACACGCGGCAUCUGCUGCAGACCUUACAGUCAGCGACGGAGGGACGCAAGAACGUGCAGCUGGUGCUCAAGUCUAGCUCGUUUAAGGCAGAAGCCCGCUCGCUGCCGACGGAAGUGGCCUUUCUCGCUCCACCACAGGGCGGUGAAGGCACCCCUGGCCAGCGCGUGACGCUGGUUAUGCACCGGCAGAGCACCGCAGCGGAAUGGGGCUUCACGGUCGACGAGCAACUUUACUGGCGCGCGCCCUCAACGCACAUUCUGUCAAGGCCGGCGAAGGAGUUCGUGCACGAGUAUGGCAUGCAGCUACGACUGCUGGCAGUGAACGGCGUUGAGGCGCUGCACAUGACGCAGGUGCAGCUCCUGAUAGAGGCAGCCGAGACUGUCGUGUUGGAGCUGCUCGUGAUGCCCAAGUCCGCACAAGAUCGCCUACCUGCCUCACGCAGCACCACAACGACGACGCCUGUCGCGGCUACAACGCUCAGCAGAGAGAUGCUAUCGGCAGAAGCCGCGGAGCCACGUGAUACGAUAAGUGGCGAUGACCUUGACAGAGGCCGCGUGGAGGCGGCAGUUAGCAAAUUCUUGCAGCAGCGUGCCGCCGCUUCCACUGCAGCCGCCGUCUCAAGUGCGGUUGACCCGCCGAUAGCGAUGGAGACACCCCUGGUAGAGUCUGCUACUAUACCACCAUCGCCGGCCGCCGCGGCCGCAGUGAUUGCGGCGGAGGGCGCCAAGAAGGGGAAGAAGCGUGGAAGAAAACCGAAAGCCCCAAAGCAGCAGCUGGCGGAAUCUACUGUAUCUCAAACGGCAGCAGUUUCGCGAUCCGUGGCGGACGCCGAGCCCACGGCUGUGCCCUCGGCGGAGGCCAUCAUACAAGAUAGAGAUGGGAUAGAGGCUGAAAAGGCAGCGAGCGACGCGAGUGAGCCACCAGGUGCUCGCCCGCAAAAACCGGAGGGAGAACCUGUGGAGCCGUGCACGUUCGACAACCAGGUCAAGCUCACUCACCUUUCCGAGGAUGAGAUGGUGCUGGAGCGGCCCUCCGUGGACACGCCGUGGGGACUGCCGAUUGGUCGCCUGACGGACCCGUCCAAGGCGCCGCAACAGCUGCCUCUGCGCUUGAUGAGUCUGCCAAGCAGUCGCAAGGCAAGGGUGCGUCAGCAUCCCUUCUUCAGAAACUUCAGGAAGGAGCCCACCACGUGGUACAUCGCCGCGGUAAACGGCACGUCAGCGUCGGAAGCCGAGGCGACGCUGAAGCAUAUUAGCCAGCUCACUCGCAUGACACUGCGUUUUCUUCGAAAGUAG
This is a messenger RNA of Leishmania major strain Friedlin, 2310 nucleotides long. RefSeq lists its product as hypothetical. The transcript has a single exon. The record is from RefSeq and is a predicted model, not a curated record. NCBI's taxonomy places the organism in Eukaryota, Euglenozoa, Kinetoplastea, Trypanosomatida, Trypanosomatidae. Bases 1 to 2310 code for a protein of 769 amino acids.